UCUCCGGUUCGACGAGCCGCUGUUGUUCUCACAACAAAAGGGAUCCGAACCGGAGAAACGUUUUAAUUUCUCCACGGAACGCAAACAUGGACACGUCGUCGCGAAUUUAAACAGUUUUCACUCAUUUUUAGUAUUAAUUUUAGCGGGUUUUGUGUGAAAACAAUGUCCCAGGGACAACAGAGAAAUUCCGGAAAAUUCUGCGCAGUCACAGUUUAAUGGGAGCAGUGACCUGAGCAGAUAUGCCAGCUGACGACAAGGUUGCCAUCCUGACGGACGAUGAGGAGGAUCAGAAGAGGAAGUAUGUGUUGGCAGAGCCGUUUAACACCCUGUCCAUGGCGCAGCAGGAAGGCGUGUCCACUCCGGCGCCGUCCGAGCCUCUGCCGGCGCCGCAGCCUGACCCGGUGGACUGCUGCGAGAGGAUGUGUCUCCGCAUCAACAGCCACCUGCUCAUUUCUAAAGUCUUCUACUUCUUCUUCUACGCCGCCUACGGCUCGCUGCACCCCCUGCUGGCGGUCUACUACAAACAGCUCGGCAUGUCGGCCAGUCGGAGCGGCCUGCUUGUUGGCAUCCGGUACUUUAUAGAGUUCUGCAGCGCCCCCUUCUGGGGCGUAGUGGCGGACCGCUUUAAGAAAGGGAAGGUGGUGCUGCUGUUUUCCGUCAUGUGUUGGUUGGUCUUUAACUGUGGCAUUGGGUUUGUCCAACCAGCGGAGAUGAAGUGUGUUUCUAUGACAACGGUUCCCCCACCGACCACCACUGUUCCUCCUGGGAACGUCACCGACCCGAGCAACUCCACCGACCACCCCAGAAACCGGCGGAGCGUCAUGGAGUUCCCCAAAGUUCCUGAAGUCUGGCACAGUUCCUUCAGUAUUCCCUACCGGCAACAACGAAGCAUCGACAACUCGAUGUCCAUCAACGCCACUGAGGCUGCACCCAACACCACCCUACAGACCACCACCACCCCCCCGACUACAACCGCCAAGACGGACUACCACAUCAUCUACAACCAGGACCAGGUGGAGAACAUCUUCCUGCUGAUCCUCCUCGUCAUCAUCGUGGGCGAGUUCUUCAGCGCCCCCGCCGUGACCAUCGUGGACACCGUCACCCUGCAGUACCUGGGGAAGGCCCGCGACCGGUACGGCCUGCAGAGGAUGUGGGGGUCCCUGGGCUGGGGCCUGGCCAUGCUGGCGGUGGGCAUCUGGAUCGACCACACGCACAUCACCGUCCUGAUCGACGGCAUCGGCUGCAUCCUGCCGGAGUACCGCCUGCACAACUACCGCCUCGCCUUCAUCGUCUUCGGCGUGCUGAUGGGCGUGGCCUUCAUCGUGGCGACUCAGUUCUACUUUGAGAAGGGCGAGGAGUACCGGCAGGAGCUGCCGGAGGUGGUGGAGGACUCGGCGAGCGGCCAGGCCUCACCAGACUCCGGCUCGUCGGACCAGACUCCGGCGGUGUCCGAGGCCACGCAGGAGUUCCACUACGGCGACCUGCUGAGGCUGCUCUGCACGGUGCGCUACAGCUCCGUCCUCUUCGUCGCCUGGUUCAUGGGCUUCGGCUACGGCUUCGUCUUCAGCUUCUUGUACUGGCACCUGGAGGACCUGAAGGGGACCACCACGCUGUUCGGGGUCUGCUCCAUCCUCAGCCACAUCUCCGAACUCGGAGCUUACUUCACCAGCCACAAGUUCAUCGAGCUUGUUGGUCACGUCAGGGUUCUGUACAUCGGCCUGGCCUGCAACACGGCGCGCUACCUGUACAUCUCCUACCUGGAGAACGCCUGGAUCGUCCUGCCCAUGGAGGUCCUGCAGGGAGUGACCCACGCCUCGGUCUGGGCCGCCUGCAUCUCCUUCCUGAGCGCCGCCGUCCCCCCGGCGCUCAGGACGUCGGCUCAGGGGAUCCUGCAGGGCCUCCAUCUGGGCCUGGGCCGGGGCUGCGGCGCCAUGGUGGGCGGCGUGUUCGUCAGCUACUUUGGCGCUGCGGCCACAUUCAGAGGAAUCGGCAUGGCCUCCCUGGUCAUCCUCCUCAUCUUCUCCUUCAUCCAGUGUCUGACCGGAGAGAUCGAAGGGAAAGAGGACAGGAUUCUGGCGGAGAACAUCCCGGUUCCCUCCAGCCCGGUCCCCAUCGCCACCAUCGACCUGGUCCAGAGCCAGAGCGCCCCUGGCAGCCCGGUGGCGCCUCGGCCGGUCGCCACGGCGCCCGUCAGGAAAACCAAACACCAGGAGGACCAGGAGGACGUGACCAGGCCGGCCUGGAUGCUCUCCGGCGCCCCCUGGGUCACCAUCGCCUUCGCGCUGGUCCAGAUCAGAGAGAUGAUGAACAUGAAGAACAGCGCCCCCCCUGCAGAAAAUCAGCCACUGCAGGCUCCUAGCGGCCCGGUGGCGGCCGAGUACGAGGCGGUGGCCACGUCCCACGGAGAGCAGAGCCAGGAGCCGGAGUCCGCCCGCCCGGAUCCUCCUGAAUGAAGUGUUAAACAUCAACACCAGACUAUAAACACCGUAUUUAUAUAUUUAUGUAAAAUCUCACUUAAGUUAUUGGAGGUUUUUCUCUUUUGGUUCAGUUUUUCCAGCAGUAACUUGAAGCGGAGGUGCUUGUUGUGGUUUAAACUCCUCCAGGUGAAUAAAUCCAACCCACCUUCUCCUCCCUUUGCACUGUAUUUACUGCCGCUGGACUGUGAAGGACGUUCACCUGGAAAUGUGCUUCUUCCUGGAAGAUGUUUCAGUAAAUUCAUCUGGGUCGUAUUCAACCUUUAAAAGAAGUGAUGAAAAGAGGAUUAACGGUUUUGUUUUUCUGCAGACUGGCUGCUAAAAACACCAAACUGGUUUCAACCUACUGGUUGGAUCAUGGAUGCUAAUUUAAUACUUUAUACGACUUUGUUCUUUUUUGCUAAUAAAUAAUGUGAGUUCUGACCUUUAAUCGCUGAUGAAGCAGUUUGGCUGCAGGCCUGAAAAUAUACAAAUCUGACCAGGAUGUUUCAACCUGUGGGGAUUUUCCUCUGAGUUAAAAUGAAAAACACUUUGUGCUUUUUCUAGACUGGGGUUCUGUGGAGUAGCUAUGAGUGGUCACUAUUUUACCUGCUGCAGACUCCAUUUUAUCCAUUCAUUCCUGAUUUAAAUGAUCCUAAACGAGGAAGAGGAAGAGGAAGAAGACUGCUGGCUGCGUUUAACUUCAUAAAAACAAAUCAAACUGGAAGAUGUUUAAACAUUUACAUGUUUGGAGCGAAUCUGUGCUGAAUCCAUCCUCACUGUGAUCCUUCCAGGUAUUUUCUGACAUAUUUCCUUAUUAGAAAUGAAGUAAACUGUGGAUAGAAAACAUAAGAAAGGUUCAUUAAUUUGGCUUUUGGGAGGAAAAGUGCCUUAGCUGAUUUUUUUAAAGGACAAAUAAAUCAAGUAGAUGAGACAGUUUAGUGAAUAAUAAAUCAAAUUUAGUGGCAAAGCACAAAAAUGUAUUAAAUAUGAGCAGAAAUUCCUCUAAAAUCAGAUUUGUAUGCAUCCAGACCUGCAAAAAAACCAACUAAUAAUCUAACUGAGUUUUUCAGAGUUCAUCACUUCUUUUAAAACUUUCUUUUUGCCUUUGUAGACAAAGACUGACUUAUUUUCUGCAUGUUUGUAUAUAAAAGCACACCGGAGGAGCUGUGAAGAAGAAGAAGUGCCUCUUUUUUAUUUAAAGCUUCUUUCUGUAAGUCAGGAGCAGCAGAGACCUUUACUGUUUCACUCCCACUGAGGAAUCUGCGUCUUUAACGUACCGAUAUUCUCACCCUGCAGACAAACGCAGCUUCCUGUUUGAUUUUCUUGCCAAAUGAUUCCCAGUAUUCAGCGUUUCUGUGGAGGAAAGCCUUAAGAUGAAGACUGUUUACUUACUUGGUGUACAGAGGAAUAAAAGACGUUUUAAAACUCUG
This is a messenger RNA of Xiphophorus hellerii (green swordtail), 3886 nucleotides long. Its product is annotated as major facilitator superfamily domain-containing protein 6-A. Gene Ontology annotation, biological process: antigen processing and presentation of exogenous peptide antigen via MHC class I. The coding region runs from base 240 to 2453 and encodes 737 amino acids. The record is from RefSeq and is a predicted model, not a curated record. The transcript is spliced from 7 exons. Lineage: Eukaryota; Metazoa; Chordata; Actinopteri; Cyprinodontiformes; Poeciliidae. Gene Ontology annotation, cellular component: plasma membrane.